AUGACGACCCCGAGGGCGCUCUCCAGCAAGAAGAUUAGCCCUGUGUGCCGCUGGCGGCAGUGGGAGUGCGGAAGAUGCAUGCCUAAGAACCCCAAGGGCGCUCUCCAGCAAGAAGAUGAGCCCUGUUUGCCGUUGGUGGCAGUGGGAGGCCAGAAGAUGCAUGCCUGA
Chlorella variabilis is the source of this 168-nucleotide messenger RNA. RefSeq lists its product as hypothetical. The coding region runs from base 1 to 168 and encodes 55 amino acids. Lineage: Eukaryota; Viridiplantae; Chlorophyta; Trebouxiophyceae; Chlorellales; Chlorellaceae. The record is from RefSeq and is a predicted model, not a curated record. The transcript has a single exon.